This is a messenger RNA of Caenorhabditis auriculariae, 666 nucleotides long. The record is from the annotation of a GenBank genome assembly. NCBI's taxonomy places the organism in Eukaryota, Metazoa, Nematoda, Chromadorea, Rhabditida, Rhabditidae.
AUGAAGCCAAAGUUCAAGCUUACGACAGAGGUAUCCAAGAAGAAGCUGAAGGUGAAGGCUUCAGCUUCUUCUAGGAGACCUCUGUCGCAGGCGGAGAAAGUUGAAGAAGGAAUCUUCCAAGUAGAGCUAGAAUGAGAAGAACAAGGAGAACUAUUUCGAGUUGAAGUUCAACUCCAAACUCAACCUCAAGCUGAACAUCCCACGUAGAGGCAGAAGAAAGACCUAAAGCUCGAAAAGGCCUUCAUGAAAAAAUAAGUUCCAACUCCUGUUGGACUGAAGCUCAAGCAGGAACCUUACAAUUAGUCAGAAAAAAAAAUACUCGAGCAAAUUUUCAAGAUUAAGCAAGAAUAAAGAAGAAGCUGAACUUAAAGCUCAAAAUGUAUCUUCCGAGGAAAGUCAGGAAAAAGAGGUCUUCCAAGUAAUGCACCACUGGAAAAAAAAAGAAAUCUAAAAGAGCCGAGGCAACCUCAAGAAGUAGAAGCUCAACGACAAGAUCGUGAUUCGCCAGGUGGACGUCAGAAAAAAGAGAUCGACCUUUGAAAGACCCAAGCCAUUCUUAAGAAGCUGAAGCUCCUUCAAGCUCAAGGAGACAGUCUCGAAGUUGAAGCUGAAGAAGACCUCAAACUGGACCUCAAUCUCAAAUCCAAGAAGGAGCCUUUCAAGUGA